CAGUCGAUUUGUCGCGGCGCCCCUUGGAAGAGGGUGGAGAAAGGACAGUGAAAAAAAGUGUCGUGUGUUUUCCACGGAUCAAUCAGAACAGCUCACAACACCAUGGACAGACAGCAGAAGCAGCAGUAUUGACUUUGAACUGCUCAAUUAGGGGGCCCAGAGGAACUAGUGCGGUGCCAAAGUCCUAUUUGAAGCCCCGUGUCUGGGCAGGAUUGGAGACGAUAUUUGACCGCGGAACAGGUGUGGAGAGAGACCAACGCAGCAAAAAUGAAUCUCCACGAGCCGGUCGAUAUGCUCAAUAAGACCCUCGAUGAUCUCACACCGGAGGAGAAGAUGAGAAUCGAGCACAUGAAGCUGCACGAAAAGCACAAGGGCCAUGAGUCGAUGCACGCCGAGAUGGUUGUCAUCCUGCUGGUUACGCUGAUCAUCGCCCAGAUUGUGCUGGUCGAGUGGAAGAAGCGCCACUAUCGGUCGUACUCGCUCAUGACCCUGCUCGCCCUGUGGAUCAUCCCGUUCGUGCUCAGCCUGCGCAGCCAGUACUGGCGGUUCAUCUUUUUCUGGUUGAUAUUCAGCUGCAUCACGGCCCUGGUAAUGCGAAAGGCCCUCCGGAAGCCGCUGGCCGGCACCACUCCGCGGCUCGUGUACAAGUGGUUCUACUUCAUCUACAAGCUGAGCUACGGACUGGGGAUCAUCGGGUACAUCAUCAUGAUGUUCACGUUUUUUGGGUUGAACUUUGUGUUCAACCAACCGCCGAACGUGUGGAUGGACGUCGGGCUGCUGUUUGUGUUUUACGGACUGUAUUACGGGGUGUUGGGACGAGACGUGUCCGAGAUUUGCACGGACAAGAUGGCCGCCCACGUGGGGUACUACACACCGAAGGGCAUUCCGACGAGGCACCUGGAGCGAAACGUUUGCGCCGUGUGCGGAAACCAGCUGCUGACGGAGGUCAACGAGACGGGGGUCAUCGAGGACACGUACAAGCUGUCCUGCGAUCACGUGUUCCACGAGUUUUGCAUACGCGGCUGGUGCAUCAUCGGCAAGAAGCAAACGUGUCCGUACUGCAAGGAGAAGGUUGACCUGAAGAAGAUGUUUUGCAAUCCCUGGGAACGACCGCACGUUCUGUACGGCCAGCUCCUCGACUGGAUCCGGUGGCUGGUAGCCUGGCAACCGCUCAUCCUGUUUAUCGUCCAGGGCAUCAACUGGAUGCUGGGGCUGGAAUAGCCUCUUGGGGCGAUAUUUUCGCUCCAUUCGCGCAUUCCCGUCGCACCGUCGUCGUCGUCCUCGCCGUCUUUCAUUGUCAUCGAUACCAGAACGCGUGCUCGGCGCCGAGCAUUCGAGCUUCAGUUUCCGUACGAUUGAGUUGGGUUUUUGUCGUAAUUUCACAAACAUACACGUUGAGAGCAAGAGGGAGAGAGAGUCAUCAAAUAGCACCAUGAGCGCCGCCACGCACCCGUCUGUGUAAAGCUUUAUCAACUAGCAAUUCAGUCAGCUUAGUGAGAUGUAGCAUUAGUGAGAGGAUUUCCGUUCUUUCAUUGAGUAGUCCUAGUAAACCGUAGUCAUCAAACAUCAAUUUCAACGACAUGUAACAAACAGCAACUUUCAGAACGAGUCAAGAUGAUCUUUCCAAACAGAACAGUGUCCUUUUUGUAAAUGUGUUUCUAAACUUACGAUAUUGUAAUUUCGAUGCAAAAAUAAAAAAAAGGUAGAACUUUUUUUCAAAA
Molecule: messenger RNA, 1721 nt
Organism: Culex pipiens pallens (northern house mosquito)
Lineage: Eukaryota; Metazoa; Arthropoda; Insecta; Diptera; Culicidae
Product: RING finger protein 121
Exons: 6
Coding region: 268-1221 (317 amino acids)
Cellular component (GO): endoplasmic reticulum membrane; Golgi membrane
Molecular function (GO): ubiquitin protein ligase activity; metal ion binding
Source: RefSeq, a predicted model, not a curated record